This is a messenger RNA of Argentina anserina (silverweed cinquefoil), 1043 nucleotides long. Its product is annotated as protein PLANT CADMIUM RESISTANCE 2-like. Bases 188 to 805 code for a protein of 205 amino acids. The record is from RefSeq and is a predicted model, not a curated record. Lineage: Eukaryota; Viridiplantae; Streptophyta; Magnoliopsida; Rosales; Rosaceae. The transcript has 4 exons.
AGACUUGUAGUCGAGUCAAGGCAUGGAUAGAUUGACGCUAGGAGCCCUACAUUCGAGACUUGGUUGCCUUAUUCUUGUUUGUUAAUACUUUUCCUCUAAGUCUUUGAUCUGCCUAAUUUUCUCAACAAAGAGUUGAGGCUAAGCUUUCUAGAGUUCUCCAUCUGAUCUAGUUUUCCUCAUCCUCACCAUGUACUCAUCAAAGCCGAAUUCGUAUGAGAAGUUUUCCGAGAACACCGAUGCUUCUCCGCCGACUGGUAUUCCGGUGAACUCCAGCAACCCCUAUUAUAGCCAUCCUGCUCAUCAUCAACAUACUGAUCAAUAUGACAAGAACUCCGAAAUGCCUGCUCCUCCUUCUUAUCAACUCCGCCCUACAGCACCUGAGCCGUGGAAGUCCGGCCUCUGUGACUGCUUCUCAGAUCCCAAAAACUGCUUCAUAACCUUUUGUUGUCCAUGCAUCACUUUCGGUCAGAUUGCUGAGAUUGUGGAUAGAGGCUCUACAUCUUGUGGUGCAAGUGGAGCACUGUACACACUGAUAGCUUGUGUGACUACUUGUCCUUGUAUCUAUUCAUGCUUCUAUCGCUCGAAGAUGAGGCGACAGUAUGCUUUGGAAUCGAGCCCUUGUGGUGAUUGUUUGGUUCAUUUCUUCUGCGAGCAAUGCGCCUUGUGCCAGGAGUACCGUGAGCUCAAGAGUCGCGGUUUCGACAUGGCCAUCGGUUGGCAUGGAAAUAUCGAAGAAAGGAACCGUGAAGUGGCAAUGGCUCCAAUGCCCCCGAUGGUGGAGGAAGGCAUGAGUCGCGAUAAAUAAAUAUGGAAUGGAUUGAGCCUACAUAUAUAAAAUUAAAGUUUAUGUUGUUUGUUGUUAUGUAAAAAUAAGAUCUAGUUAUUACUUUAUUGCUUAAGAGUUGUAAGUUGUGCGAAGUUGUGAGGUGUAAUUAGUUUAUAUAUAUAUUGUGUUUAUAAGAUUAAUAAAAUGACGUUCAAUCAUGUUAGUUGUUCAAAUCUCAAUAUCAAUCUAAAUCUUAAAAGAUCGAAUCAAACAUCCA